Molecule: messenger RNA, 2482 nt
Organism: Cannabis sativa
Lineage: Eukaryota; Viridiplantae; Streptophyta; Magnoliopsida; Rosales; Cannabaceae
Product: polyol transporter 5
Exons: 3
Coding region: 263-1879 (538 amino acids)
Biological process (GO): transmembrane transport
Cellular component (GO): membrane
Molecular function (GO): carbohydrate:proton symporter activity
Source: RefSeq, a predicted model, not a curated record
AUAAGCCACCCGAAUUACGUAAAGCCAAGAGCUGCCUUCUUGGAGUGUAUGUUCAAAGAUUACGUCAGCCAAGGGGAUUUGUCUAUAUAAGUGAUCUAUGCUCAACCAGCUAGGCAAUGCACAACCUUUCCAAUUUCUAUGGUCUGAUCCUAAUUAAACACACACUCUCUCUCUCCCUCUCUCUACCAAAUUAUAAUUAGAAUAUAUCUCUCUUCUCGUCUCCCAUACAAUAAAUCUCUCUAGAAAAAAAAUAAAAAAGAAUAUGGCUGACCGGAAAGCUGUACAGAAUGCCGAGGUUCCCGGUCGACAACCAAAAACCAUUGAGGAUUUUGAUCCUCCGAGAAGACCCAAAAAGAAUGUCUUUGCCAUGGCUUGUGCUAUUUUAGCUUCCAUGACCUCCAUCUUACUUGGCUAUGAUAUUGGUGUAAUGAGUGGAGCAGCUAUAUUCAUAAAAAAGGACCUCAAAAUCUCAGACACACAGAUCGAAAUCCUGAUGGGUAUUCUGAACUUAUACUCCCUGCUGGGUUCAGCCGCCGCUGGUAGAACCUCUGACUGGAUUGGCCGCCGCUACACCAUCGUACUUGCUGGAGCCAUAUUCUUCGCUGGGGCUCUCCUCAUGGGAUUCGCCACAAAUUACUCCUUCCUCAUGUUCGGUCGCUUCGUCGCUGGUGUCGGCGUCGGUUACGCUCUCAUGAUCGCACCUGUCUACACAGCAGAAGUCUCCCCCGCUUCUUCUCGUGGUUUCCUCACCUCAUUCCCUGAGGUCUUUAUCAAUGCUGGAAUACUACUUGGCUACGUCUCUAACUACGCCUUCUCCAAGCUCCCAACCCAUUUGGGGUGGCGCCUUAUGCUCGGAGUUGGGUCAAUCCCCUCUGUCCUAUUAGCCGUUGGAGUGUUAGCCAUGCCUGAGUCGCCCCGGUGGCUCGUUAUGCAAGGUCGGCUCGGUGAAGCCAAGAAGGUCCUUGACAAGACUUCGGAUAGCUUAGAUGAGGCUCAGCUCAGAUUAGCAGACAUUAAAGAAGCCGCCGGGAUCCCCGAACACUGCACUGACGACAUCGUUGAAGUCAGCAAGAAAAGUCACGGCGAGGGGGUAUGGAAGGAGCUCCUGGUUCACCCCACGCCAGCUGUUCGCCACAUCUUGAUCUCAGCCAUUGGAAUCCACUUCUUCCAACAAGCCUCGGGCAUAGACGCUGUCGUUUUGUACAGCCCAAGGAUCUUCGAGAAGGCCGGGAUCAAAUCAGACGAUCAAAAGCUACUGGCGACCGUAGCCGUCGGAUUCGUGAAGACGAUUUUCAUCUUGACGGCGACUUUCUUGCUCGACAAGAUCGGACGGCGGCCGUUGCUUCUGAGCAGCGUAGGAGGUAUGGUGUUGUCUCUUGCCACACUUGGGGUGUCGUUGACCAUCAUUGACCAGUCGGAUGAGAAGCUGAUGUGGGCCGUGGUGCUGUCAAUCACGAUGGUUUUGUCCUACGUGGCGUUUUUCUCUAUUGGAAUGGGACCCAUCACGUGGGUUUACAGCUCUGAAAUCUUCCCGUUGAAGCUACGCGCCCAGGGGUCGAGUAUGGGUGUGGCGGUGAACAGGGUGACUAGUGGGGUCAUUUCUAUGAGUUUUAUUUCUCUGUAUAAUGCAAUCACUAUUGGUGGGUCCUUUUUUCUGUUCGCUGGAGUGGCUACUGUUGCUUGGAUAUUUUUCUAUACAAUGCUACCGGAAACACAGGGUCGAACCCUUGAGGACAUGGAGGUCCUUUUUGGUAAAUUUUAUAAGUGGAGGGCCGCAAAUGCAUUACUCAAGAAUAAAGAACAGAUGGAAUUAGUCAACGGUGCUUCUACUACUACUGAUGACCACGUACAGUUAGGGACAAAAGAACAACACAAUUAAAUGAUUUAUUAGCUCAUGUGAAAAUAUAGCACUGUUGUUUAGAGAUAAAUAUAUAUAUUAGCUCUGGAUAUUAAAGAAAAAUGAGAGCCAAAUAAUAUAGAAAGCAUAUUAAGAAAUGGCCGGCUUUUGUUUGAUUAAGUGAGUGCAAUAUAUUGAGAGGUAGAGACUUCCUACUUAUAUUAUCUUUGUAGUGGUCCCUAAGCUAGUAAAAAGAAGGAAAUUAGAGAAAAAAAAAAAAAAAAAAAAAAAGGGCUUCUAAUUUUAGAGUUGCUUUUUAAGGAAUAAUGAUAUGUGGGCUCUAACUCUAUCUGCAAAAUUGUUCAGUAAAAAAAAGAAAACUGUAUCUGCAAAAUUAUAAAAACUUUGAUGUUAAAUAUGAUGGGGGCUCCUAUAAUUUCUUUUUAUGUACAAUGUCUAAUUUUUCUGUUUUUUCUACGUCUCAUUAUUGUGUUAUUUUUUUAAAACAUGUAUUCUGAUAGUUUAACGAAUACUUCAUUGUAAAUAAUUAAUUAUUGUUACAUUACGAAAUAUUAAAACAGUAAUCCUUUAAAAAAACCGAAAAAAAACAAGCUUAAGAAGAUCACGCACAUGGAAAUAAAAAUA